Messenger RNA from Brassica napus (rape), 1018 nucleotides. RefSeq names its product phosphatidylinositol/phosphatidylcholine transfer protein SFH2-like. The record is from RefSeq and is a predicted model, not a curated record. NCBI's taxonomy places the organism in Eukaryota, Viridiplantae, Streptophyta, Magnoliopsida, Brassicales, Brassicaceae. The transcript has 3 exons. Bases 258 to 905 code for a protein of 215 amino acids.
UCUCACCUAAACACUUUGAAUCUCACGGUUAUGGAAUCAAAUCUUGCGACAGUUCAUACAUUUUUUUUUUUGGAUUUGUAGUCUUUAAUCAAUCACACAGAACGUUAGAUUUAUGAUAUUUUUGGCUUAUAUCAAUUAUCAUAAGGUUAGGAAGAUUGUUUGUCGUAAUAUGUUUGGAGAUGAAUGUAACAUGUUCCACGACAUUAACAUCUACAAGAAGAAUGUAACAUGUUCACCGAUUCAACAGGAAUUUAAUCAUGGCGGAUACAAUAGUUGCUCAUAUUGAUCAACAAAAUAACCUAGAAUUGUUGGACCGGGAUGUGAAUCCGUUGUUGGAGAGGAAAUGGUACGUAUAUGGUGGAGUAGUGAUGGCACUAUUGAUGUGGAUAGUGGGAGUCAUGAGGCUAACCAAGAACAUGCCGAGGAGACUCGCCAAGGCCAAUGUGUACCCAGAUGGAGUGAGGGUUAUGCCGACGCAGGAGUAUAUGGCGAUGGCGAAGAAGAUGGCUGAUCUUGAGGAGAAAUACGAUUCCGUGGAUGCUCAGGCUGUGGUUUCUCGGGAGAAGGAGAAGGUUCUCGACGCUGCACUUGGUUGUGUUGACCAGCUUCAGCUUCAGUUGUCCGAAACCAAGAAGGCGCUGGACGAGACAAUGACGCGGCAACAUGAGAUGAUGGCUUUGAUAGAGAAGAAAAAGAAGAAGAAGAGGAAGGUAAGAAGAAGAACACAUAUUAAACAAUUACACCUUAAGACUGAUUACACACAUUUUUUUUCAUUUACAGUUCUUACUGAAAGGCUGCUUCGGAGGAGUAUCUUCAGCCUCCAGCCUUUAGAAAGCAAAUACACUUCAGUUUUCUGUAACUCCAUGAAAAAGAGAUACUGGAGAAGAUGUAAUUGUUCUGCUUAGGACUCUCUCUCUCUCUCUUUCUCACUUAUUGGUUGUAUAAUUGUGUUCUCAUUUCUUCUCUUAUUGUUUAGUUUGUUUUAUUGAUAGAAAACUUAUAAAUGAGCAAUUUGUCA